Molecule: messenger RNA, 1515 nt
Organism: Rodentolepis nana
Lineage: Eukaryota; Metazoa; Platyhelminthes; Cestoda; Cyclophyllidea; Hymenolepididae
Source: the annotation of a GenBank genome assembly
AUGCAGACGACGUACACUUGCUACUACGAUAGCGCCCUCGAUGUCCAAUCUGUCGAUUCAGUGAUUGCCUAUGAUAUCAACUACUUGAGGUGGCGUAUAAACGACAAUUGGAAUAACGGUCGUUUCCGUCUAACACGCAUCCUUUGUCAUAGCGAUUCCUCCAGAGGGGUUUAUUGUCUUCAAUACGACUCAGAGAAGAUUGUUUCUGGUUUGCGGGAUGAUACAAUCAAAGUUUGGCGACGAGUUGGUACCCCAGCAACCUGUGUUGCCCCACACGUCUCCAACACUAAUAACAGUGCCGCAACUGUAGGAGAGCAAUCUAUCAACUCUAUGGAAGAAAAUACCAGUGCUGCUGCUGCUGCUACCUCUGCUCAAGCAACCGAUCCUUCACAGACAGAAGGAGACGGUUAUCAAUGCACACAAGUACUUCGAGGCCACACGGGCUCUGUACUCUGUCUCCAAUAUGAGGGCGAUUUACUUAUCAGUGGAUCCAGUGAUUCAAAAGUGAGACUCUGGGAUCUCUCUACUGGCGAUUGUCUUCAUAUCCUCGAAAAGCAUCAUGAAGCUGUGUUGCAUUUGCGUUUCAGGAAUAAGAUCCUCGUCACUUGCUCAAAGGAUCGAAAUAUCGCUGUUUGGGACAUGGGCAACCAACCAAAGGAUAUCCAACUUCGAACAAUUCUCCCUGGCCAUCGAGCAGCUGUCAAUGUCGUUGACUUUGAUGAGCGCUAUAUUGUAUCCGCUAGUGGUGACCGUACUAUCAAGGUCUGGAGAACGGAUACAUCCACAACAAGUCCGAUUCGCACACUGUCAGGCCAUCGAAGAGGAAUUGCUUGUCUGCAGUAUCGCUCCCCUUAUGUGGUCUCCGGCUCCUCAGAUUUCACAAUUCGCAUUUGGGAUAUUGAAACGGGUGUCUGUUUCCGUGUUCUUGAAGGUCACGAUGAACUAGUUCGUUGCAUUCGUUUCGACAACAAACGGAUUGUUUCUGGCGCUUAUGAUGGGCGAAUAAAGGUUUGGGACUUCAAGGCAGCUUUGAAUCCUCGUUCUCGAGCCAAUCAACUUUGCAUCCGUACGCUCCAUGAGCACACAGGCCGAGUUUUUCGAUUGCAGUUUGAUGACUUCCAGAUAGUUUCUUCAUCUCAUGACGACUCGAUCCUUAUCUGGGAUUUUACUCACAUGGACGCGACCUCAAAUGCCAACCAAGAAGAUGAAACAGGGGUGGGAGAAAAUGAUGACGGAUUCUUCAACGAAGAAGCAGCCGCUGCUGCCGCGGGAGGGAUUCCGGUAUUCAAUAAUCUACGUCACGUGCGACUCGUCCACUCUCGAUCACCCCAGCCUGCUUCCAAUAACGCCAAUCCUCCUCUUGCUCCUCCUUCUCUUAAUGCCAAUACUUCAGACCCGUUGGCUCCUCCUGGAGAUCAAAAUUCCGCCGGUCCUUCCAACACCGGUCUCUCUGAACAGAUUCUCCCAUCAUCUCAAAAUCCUUACUCAUCCACUCAAUCUCACGGGAAAAGCUGA